AUGAUCACGCACUUCCUUACCGACGUCAACACGCGCUUCAACCCGUUCUCGCCGCGGGCCAAGGCGGCACGGCUGUUCCUCUCACUGCUGCCGCCACGGGCUCGACAACAGGGUCUCAACGUGACGACACAGCUGCUCGCACGCACUUCGACGGAGCCGAGCCUCCUGCACGUGCGCUUCAAGGACGGCAAGGAGAUGCAGCUGGACUGCGAGGCCAUGGGCAUCAAGCGGGUCGUCGAGGAGGUGGACCGACACUCGCGGGCGCUGCAGAAGCAGGCCGACCUGGCCGACGGCUAG
Molecule: messenger RNA, 297 nt
Organism: Grosmannia clavigera kw1407
Lineage: Eukaryota; Fungi; Ascomycota; Sordariomycetes; Ophiostomatales; Ophiostomataceae
Product: mitochondrial ribosomal protein l44
Exons: 2
Coding region: 1-297 (98 amino acids)
Cellular component (GO): mitochondrial large ribosomal subunit
Molecular function (GO): structural constituent of ribosome
Source: RefSeq, a predicted model, not a curated record